Molecule: messenger RNA, 522 nt
Organism: Olea europaea var. sylvestris
Lineage: Eukaryota; Viridiplantae; Streptophyta; Magnoliopsida; Lamiales; Oleaceae
Exons: 1
Coding region: 1-522 (173 amino acids)
Source: RefSeq, a predicted model, not a curated record
AUGUCGUAUGAUAUUUACUUGUCGUUAGGGCUAGGAGUGAUGAAACCCACAUCAGUAAGUUUACAAUUGACUGAUCGAACCACUAUUAGGCCUAGAAGAGUAGCUAAGGAUGUGUUGGUACAAGUUGACAAAUUUUACUACCCUGUUGACUUCUUGAUUUUGGACUUGAAAGUUGAUGUGAAUGUUAACUCCAAUAUUCCCAUUAUUCUUGGUAGAUCUUUUCUUGCUACAGCUAAUGUUCUUAUUAAUUACAGGAACGGUCUAAUGAAACUAUCAUUUGGGAACACGACCCUGGACGUCAACAUCUUUCACAUCAUGAAGCAACCUGAGGAGGAUGACAAGUGUUAUCAAACAUUCAUGAUUGAUGAGCUCGUUCAGGAGGAAGCAGCUGCAAUUAUAGACCCUGACCCUUUGAGCUCUUUCCUUUUGAAUUUUGAAAUUCCAACAGGAUAUGAUAAUGGGAAAUAUGCCGAUAUUUGUGCUACUUUUGAUUAUUUUCAGGAUAUGGGACACCACCCGUGA